Molecule: messenger RNA, 828 nt
Organism: Dacryopinax primogenitus
Lineage: Eukaryota; Fungi; Basidiomycota; Dacrymycetes; Dacrymycetales; Dacrymycetaceae
Exons: 2
Coding region: 1-453 (150 amino acids)
Cellular component (GO): mitochondrion
Molecular function (GO): homocitrate synthase activity
Source: RefSeq, a predicted model, not a curated record
AUGCUGCUUCUAGCCAUUGCCAACGCAUUCUGCGCGCUUGAGGCUGGCGCGACACACAUUGACACGUCGGUGCUUGGUAUCGGCGAGCGUGUGGGCAUCACCCCUCUCGGAGGACCCGUCCCCGAAUACGUGCGAUCGAAAUACAACCUUCCCAUGCUCCGCGAGAUUAAGAACCUUGUUGCUGCAGCCGUCGAAGUCUCUGUCGCCUUCUGCAACCCCAUCACCGGGUACUGCGCUUUCACCCACAAGGCUGGUAUCCACGCCAAGGCGAUCCUGAACAACCCGUCUACGUACGAGAUCCUCAAGCCCGAAGACUUCGGCCUGACGCGGUACGUCUCCAUCGGCCAUCGUUUGACCGGAUGGAACGCUGUCAAGAGCCGAGUAGAGCAGUUGAAGCUCAACCUCACGGACGACGAGAUCAAGGGUGUACCUGGCUGCUCGCGAAGUUACUAAGGCCGAGCAUGCUAUCCAAGAUCUGCGGCAGCGAACGGGGAGGGAAGCGAUCUUCCUAAAGCUAGCUUACCGACUUGGUUUCGGUCCGAAAGUCGGCAGAAGACCUCUUAGCGAAGGAACCGUUUAUGCAUGUUCUCGUUAACAACGCCGGCGUUACGACACCGCCGAUCAAGAAGAUCACAGGUCAAGGCUAUGACCUGCAGUUCGGAACAAACGUGCUCGGACACUACUUUUUGACUCGGUUCCUGUUCUCAUACAGACAUACCAGCAAACCGGUAGACCGAGUCGAAUGAUCGUCACAUGUUCCUCUGUUGAGAAGUUCUUUUCUGGGCCUAUCAACUAUGACUCACAAAUGGUCCGGCGCGUGUGAAAUUU